Messenger RNA from Saccostrea cuccullata (small rock oyster), 3970 nucleotides. Its product is annotated as VWFA and cache domain-containing protein 1-like. NCBI's taxonomy places the organism in Eukaryota, Metazoa, Mollusca, Bivalvia, Ostreida, Ostreidae. The record is from RefSeq and is a predicted model, not a curated record. Gene Ontology annotation, cellular component: voltage-gated calcium channel complex. Gene Ontology annotation, molecular function: voltage-gated calcium channel activity. The transcript is spliced from 24 exons.
AGACAACAUAUCAAGUAUAUAUACAAAAAUAUUUGGGUUAAGGAAAGAUAUUCAUGCGUUCAUGUUCUGCUUUUAAAAAGAAACAGAUGUACACCAUAAUUUAUCUAUUAACAUUUAAUGUAGGUUUUAUGAUUUACUGAUCGUACAAUGAACACGACAAACUUCUUCCUCGUUUUGAUUUUUGUGAGCCUUGGAGCAGUGGAGCAAAUGAAAUGUCAAAAAAUAAACGGAGUUACACUUGCCACUGAACUUAACAGAGUGGCUGAUGCAGUGGGGAGAACAUUUAUACAGAAUAUAUAUGACAAGCUAAAAUAUUCACAUACGGCAAGAGAUGGAGGGGUUCAUUCAAGAGACAUUGCGCGGAAAAUUAGUCAACGAAUGGAGAAUAUGAAAACUUCAUUGACCAAUCUUAAACAAACAAUGGAGAAUUCCUUUGACGAGAUGACUCCCAGCAGCGUAUACCAGGACUGCUGCAUGGACGGAAAUUACGAAAACAAUCUACAUUUUAGAACCGAGGUAUCAUUAGACGAAUUUUGUUACAGUAAACCACAUUAUGUUAAAGAAGAAAACGUAAGAUAUCCAACGUCAAAUUUACUGGCUACCAUGAAAACGAACCACGUUAACAACAGAAAUCUCCAAUUUCAAUACAUUGCUCUGAAUUCUGGACUCUUCAUUAAUUAUCCAGCAACAAAAUUAACUGGUUGUGAUACUUAUGACCCCAGGUUCAGACCUUUCUUUGUGGCCAGUACAACUACAACUCCGAGGGACAUAGUGAUGGUUAUAGAUAUAUCAGCCUCCAUGAGAGGGUUUAAGUUGAUUGAAACCAGGCAUGCUUUUAACACCGUCAUAAAAACACUUAGUGGCAAGGACAAGAUUGCCAUUGUCGUAUAUAACGACGAGGCGGAAAGUCCCGGUGGUUGUUACAGUGAUAUGUUAGUUCCAGUCACAAACAAGACUCAAGAACACCUGAAAGGUUUCCUGAGCUCAAAAGGGGCGAGUGGCGGAUCUGACUAUGCUAAAGGCCUCCGUAAAGCAUUCAGCUACCUUAAGACGAACUCAAGCAAAGGGUCAUUGCAAAGAGAGCAGAUUAUUUUGUUUUUGACUGACGGGGAAAACACAGGAGGCAAUCCAUUAGAAGUCAUCAGAGACGAGAAUCAACAGCUAGGAAAUAGAGUUAUCAUUAAUACCUACGGUAUAGGAGCAAGUCUGAGCAGCCAAGACAAAGAGCUGCUGAAAAAUAUGUCUGAACAAACGUUGAACAGCAAUUCAUAUGGUUAUGUUAUAUCGGGAAAAUCUGUCAUAACAGCGGAUAUCCAGGCGACUUCACUGUCUGAGGUGCUGGGUACUUAUUACGACUAUUCAAGUGUACCCAUAUCCCAAGCUCCUACGUAUACAAGGCCAUACAAAGACUUGUUCAGCAAAGAAUUUGUGAUGACGGGAUGCCUGCCCAUAGGGCAUCGUGGAGCCUUUGUUGGGGUGGUGUGUGCCGAUGUCUUGUUAAGUGAGCUGGUAUCGGAAAUCUUGUACCUGCAAGAAGGAGAAUAUUCUUACGCUUUUAUAAUCGAUGGUGAAGAACGAACAAUGAUUCAUCCGCUCCUUCCAGAUCCGCGUGACGUCACCGCAGAGGAUUAUGACGUAAACGACAUUUAUAACUUUGAGACAGCAGGAGAUGUUCAUGAAGUUAUAAAUUCCAUGAAAAAGAAAGUAUAAAGUUGAUAAAUGGGUCAGACGGGACAGAGAAUGUUACUGACCACUGUGAUAGAGUCAAGAGGAGAGAGACUACACGACGGAGACUCACAGAGGCAAUUAGAUGCCGUGUACUACUGGACUCCGAUUACAGCAUCCGGAAGCAAUUUGUCUCUGUGUCUUGUACUGGAGAAAAAUAGCAACAUUACUACACUUAAUGACCUUCCGCGUCCGCCAAUCAGCACCAGGGAUUUUGUUUACCAUAGAUGGGAUUUAACAAGAUGGCCUCAACCUUACUGUAGACAUUUCAACAGAUAUGCUACAAAAGCAUCAACGACGGUUAAAUUAACACCAGACGCGUUCACAGAUCCGCUAGAAUACAAGGGGGUUGAAGAAACCGAGCAAAGAGUGCAACAGUAUGUGAAAUACCUCACUGGAACAAUUACAACAAACCCGGGACUUAAAACGUCCGCAAUUAAUUCCAUUCGAGCCACUUAUCCCAUUGAGGAUUUUUGGAUAAAAAAUUCUAGUCUAGAUGCUCCUUAUCUGGUCUGGCGAUAUCUAAUGACGGAAGAUGGCGUCAACAGAAUCUACCCAGGAAUUCGGUUAACCAAUGAUUAUGACCAUAAACUUAGACCUUGGUACCGCCGAACAGUUUCUCAGAAGUCUCUGAAUGUGGUGUCUGCUCCGUAUGAAGACGCCUGGGGAUCCGGAAAAGUCAUCUCAAUAACCAGAGCCAUUCUGAACAGCAAAACAAAUAAUGCCAAGAUAGAGGCUGUUCUCGGGACUGACUUUUCCAUUUACUACUUCAAUCAGCUGCUUAAAGAUAAAUAUCCUGCAUGUGCAAACACUACUUAUUACAGCUGCAUUGUAAUAGACAACAGCGGAUUUCUAGUCAUGCACCCGUAUUACAUUGAAACAACAUCUCCUAUAGAGGACCCUAUCCACAUCACCUACAAGGAGGGAAGAAUAUCGAAGUCCUUGAUUGCAGCCAGUGUUAUGUUCAGGGAGCCAUGCAGAGAUACAGAGACGAAAAAAGAGCAAUUCACAUACAGAGUCAGAUUGCCCCAGAGUCACCUGAAUGGAAUAGAGGACCCCAAGGAGGGGUAUGAAAUGCGCCCUGUUCAAGGUUCUAAUGUGUUCCUCAUUUUAAAACAAAGGAUGCCGGGGGAGGAAUCACCUUGCUGUUUCAAAAAGAGUUCCGAAUCUCCCAGUGCUGUGCAGUGCGGGACUGGACAAUGUACUUGUCUCUGUUACAAAAACCUGGAUUUUAACGACUGUGAAAACAAAUAUACAAACCUGGAUGAAAAUAUUCCGUGUAAUCCUAAAUUGCCCAUUCUUAGUUCUGUCAGUGUACCAGAGGAAGACAAAACUAGAAAUCUAGAUACGUGCUUUCCAACAAACUGUCCUUGUCGAAAAACAGAAAGCGAGUGUUUCCGUACUUCUGGUUGUUCUUGGUGUACAAGUACCAUGGAGGGAAACGUGUUCGAUUUAACUGGUGGAUAUUGCAAUUUGAAGGAAUCAUGUCCUAACCAAAUAUGUGUAGUAGAAGAUUGCAGUUCGAAAUGUUGCGGUGCAGAGUGUGGUUCAGAAGAAAGUGAGUCAUCAGUGGAAAUAGUUGCCCCCGUUGUAUCCGUAGUAGGCGUUAUUAUCAUCGUCAUUGUCGUCGCCAUCAUCGUCAUUUUUGUACGAAAACGACGACCUGAAACUAAUGACACAUAUUUUGACGCUGUCCACAGCGGUGUCGACUUGUCCUUUGGCGAGUGUGACAGCAACGUCACUGAUUACGUCACAGUACCUGAGCUUCCGGAACUUAGUGCUAAAGCAGAAGAAAAAUUAAAGACAAUGUACGAUAACAAUUCAUAAAAAAAUGAAUGAAAUAAAUUUAACAUAUCAUAGCUAAUAUCAUUCUGGGUCAUUACCUCGUCAUCAAUUUGAUAAUAAUAAUUCUUAUGAUUGUAGAGCAGACUAUAGUUAUUAUGUAUUGAAACAUAUUUUCUAGAGUUUAUGAACAAGUGUGAUAUUUUGUACCUCUUUUAAGAGAUAAUUUUUUUUUAUGUUUGCUUGUAUUUUUCAUGGAGAUACUGUUUUAAAUCAGUAAUUUAAUUUUUUUUUAAUGUUAGGAGUGUGUUUGAUGAAAAUUGAAACUGUCAUACCAUUGAAUAGCUAAGACACAAGUUUUGCUUUGUCCAUUCUUUUGCUCUUCAUAACAAGUUUCAGAUUAAACUCUUUACAUGUACUUUCUUUAAGUUUAGAAAAGAGAAUUUCAGUAUUGUCUAAAGAA